UGCUGGAUUCUCGGCAUGUGACUCCGGCACGCCGAUCGUCUGCUGGCUGUUUGCUGUGUCAAGAAAAGGAAAAACCCAACUUCCUUGUAUCGACUCAGUGCGCAAACAGAGGGGGCUUCAGAACAGCAGCUGAAAACCGGAGCGGAGCAGAAGCACGUUUAACGCGCAGCUGGGACAUAUGUGGGCUGCACCCACUGAGAAGAGAUGAAUGCUGAUGUUUUACUCUGCCCAGCUGUUCAGCCGUGGAGUAAAAACCUCAUCUCAGCGCCUCAACACCUCACACGCUCCUACACCUCUGCAUGGAUCUCUCCCUCACUGCUCCCACCUCUCGACUCUUCCCGUGCCCCCCGUGAGAACAUGUACCCAGGUGAAUCUGAGCAGACCCCGGACCCGCAGCUCCUGGAGGCCCAGCUGGAGUUCUUCCACAAGCUUGGCUACUCCACGGCUCAGGUGCAGGCCGUUCAGCAGAAGUUCGGACCCAGCAUGGAUACGGAUAAAGUGCUGGGGGAACUGGUUAGGAACGGGCCCGGUCAGGAGGCCAAGCAGGGGCCAGUCACCACGAUGUCAGUGCUGGUUCCCAGGGGGGAAACCCAGGCUGCAGGCCCUACCCUGCUGCUGCCUGUAACCAGCACUUCUCCUCAGAGCAAAGAGGAGAGCAGCGAGGAAGGAAGCACUCUGAGACCCGUUGUUAUAGAUGGCAGCAACGUGGCCAUGAGCCAUGGCAACAAGGAAGUUUUCUCUUGUCUGGGAAUCCAGUUGGCUGUGAACUUCUUCCUGGACCGAGGCCACACUGAAAUCACUGUGUUUGUUCCCUCAUGGAGGAAGGAGCAGCCCAGGCCGGACGUUCCCAUCACAGAUCAGCAAAUUCUGCGUGACCUGGAGAGGAAAAGGAUUCUGGUGUUCACACCGUCACGGCGCUACGCAGGCAAACGAGUGGUCUGUAAUGAUGACUGCUACAUCGUCAAGCAUGCCUUCGAGUCUGACGGCAUCAUCGUGUCCAACGACAUGUACCGGGACCUUCAGGGAGAGAAGCCGGAGUGGAAGCGCUUCAUCGAAGAGAGGCUGCUCAUGUACUCCUUUGUUAAUAACAAGUUUAUGCCUCCCGAUGAUCCCCUCGGUCGACAUGGACCAACUCUGGAGAACUUCCUGCGGAGGGUUCCAAAGACUCAUAAAAAACAGCCGUGCCCUUACGGGAAGAAAUGUACUUAUGGAAUCAAAUGUAAAUUCCACCAUCCUGAGCGGGCCAAGCAGUCCAAUCGCGCUCUUGCAGAUGAGCUUCGGGAGAGCGCUAAGCAGCCUUCAACUCAUCAGAAACAAGCUUCAACUCGCUCCAGUUCUGUGCCUGGACUCAGCCUCAUGUUGGUGGAGGAUAUGGCGAAGAAACUGACUCUGGCAAAUGAGAGCAGCUCCUUAAAAAAAGAGCAUAAAAAUGAACACGUAGCUCAGGUAAAGGCGAGUCACCGCUCCAGCAAGAAAGCCUCAUCCAGGAAGGAGAAGACCAGCAAACAUGGGUCCUCUGACCACGACUCAAUGCAGCACAGUCGCUCUCAGGAGCAGCUGGACUCUGGUUUAGGCUCCAUAGACAACCAGUCGGUGGAAGCUCCUUGGAGUCUGUGUGACCACCAGUAUGGGCCGGCGUACGACAUCAGUCAGCGUUCCCACAGUGUUCAACAGCAGUACUGCCCUCCUAGAAGUGCUCCGUGCAGCUGCUGCUCACAUGGCCCUCCCUCUUGUGGGAGCAUGCCGACUUUCCCGACGCAUAGCAUCGGGCCAGUGAGCAGCCGCAGCGCAGAUAUCAUACCCUACGGCCUACCUCCCCACCCCAACUAUUGCGCGUACCCAGUCAGCAUGCAUCCAUACAGCCAGCCGACAGAUUUCCAGCCCAACCGAUCUCGCACCUUCCAGCAGCAGCCACAGUGGUCAAAUCCGUUCCGCGCUCAACCCCCAGCAGUCCACAGCCUGCCGGGAGAGCGCUCACACUGGAAGCUUCCUCCGGGGACCCAGCCGAGCCCCAGCAGGGAGGAGAGAGAGGUCGUACGGAAGAAGCUCCUCGCCAUCUUCAGCGCACCGCUGGUGGACACAGCAAUGGACAUGUUCCCUGAGAUGAUGGAUCCACAGAUGCUUGUGGUUGAAAUCCUCAAUUUGCAGAGCCAGACUCAGUCACUGAGAUAAGAAGAAUCCAGUUUGAGCCCUCGUCUUUCAGUCGAAAGACUUAAGAUUAACAUGAGUUUGUGUGUUUUGUAUUGUGGUAUCCACCUUGAUUUAAAAACUGUAUUUGAAUGCUUUGGAGUUGCCUCGGUGCAGUGUUAGGGAAGAGGCAGGAUGCAGUUGAUACAAAUUGUAUCUUUUAUUUAUAAAUUUGAAAGCACAUAUGGCUUUUAAUGCCACACAAUGGGAUUAACUGACACGCUCGAGGUCCGCCUUUGUUAGGCACACCUACACAGUCAGAUUAUGCCACUUGAUUUUUUUCUAGAAGCUGUCAUUGAGGUGUUUUUAAUCAUUUAGCCCUUUGUAGAAACACCUUGCUAGAACAACGAUAAACUAAACAUUUUAAGUUUCAUAAAGACAAAUAGAACUGCUGUACUAGACUGCUUUAGCUCAUACAGGUGUAUCUAAUAUAAUGGCCACUAGUGUGUAUUAUGGAUGGGGAACAUGUUCUCAAUAUUGACGUUUUGUCAGAAGAAGCUGACAAGGUCAUGGUAAUGACCCCGAAGGUUACCUCGUGUGCAUCUCAGCAGUACUGAAAUACCUUUUGUGUCAUAUUGUCACCAUGCACCUAUGCUUUCUAAGACAUUACUGUGCAGGUUUAUACUCUGAAGCAGCCCUUCAUGAUGAAAUAUUAAUGGUUGCGUUCUCACCAACACUCCCUGAAGAAGGUAAUUGAUCUCAGUUUUCAGGGAUAUUGUUUUAUGAUGCUAAAAAGUUCAAUUCAGUUCAACUAGAUGUUGUUUUAUCAUUGAAAGAAGCUGAGCUGCAUGCUAUGGAAGCUUGUUUCCGCCACUAAAAAUAAAUAAAUAAAUAAAUCGCUGUCCGCAAAGAAAAUUUACGUAUCUCAAAUUUUCGCGUUAAUAACUAAAAAUUUCGACUUAGCGCUGCCAAUCAGGAAGCUCUGUGACGGUACAUCAUUUCCUUGUUAACCAGAAGCAGGAAGCUGAAGGCAUCAGCUGUGCAACAGAUCGACAUGAAAACUCUGAUACCUUCCUUACCUUUUUAUGCAGCUGUUUUUUGC
Archocentrus centrarchus (flier cichlid) is the source of this 3229-nucleotide messenger RNA. RefSeq names its product zinc finger CCCH-type containing 12Ab (gene zc3h12ab). Lineage: Eukaryota; Metazoa; Chordata; Actinopteri; Cichliformes; Cichlidae. The record is from RefSeq and is a predicted model, not a curated record. Gene Ontology annotation, biological process: 3'-UTR-mediated mRNA destabilization. The transcript is spliced from 6 exons. Gene Ontology annotation, molecular function: RNA endonuclease activity; mRNA binding; metal ion binding. Bases 205 to 2172 code for a protein of 655 amino acids. Gene Ontology annotation, cellular component: cytoplasmic ribonucleoprotein granule; nucleus.